AUGGGAAAGAAAGCAUGGGCAAAGAAAAUCAAACCCACUUCAACUCGCAGGGAAGAAACUCCAGAAUCACCACCGCCGCGGGAAGGACGGCCGCCGAGCCCACAACCAGAACCGCAACUACCGGAGCCGACUCCUCAUGCGCCAACAAUGGUCUGCUUGGAUGCAAUGGCAGAAUUCAUUCGACAGCAGGACCCUAAUAGAGAUUGGGCGGCGGCGCUGGCCGGUUUUAGUCAAAUCAAGGGAAAAGGGAGCAUGACCGGAGAAACCCCAUCUGAACCGAUUGUGCAAUCCACGGUACAACCACCCAGCUCCAUUCCGACUUCCUCCGAAAUUCCACCAGGAAGAGAAUCUCCCUCAAUUAUCGCACCGCCUGAGUCUGCACAACCCUCCCAAACUCCACAACAGAGUGAUUCGAUGGAGGUUGACCCCAUCUCCGCCCAUUACCAUUCCGGCUCAGAAGAACGUGAAGCGAGAAGAAGAGAGGAGGAAAAGGGCCAGAAGGGAGGCAAUUUGGAUGGAGUGAAUCAGAGGGAAGAUGAUACUGCCACGAUGGUUGAGGAUUUGGACCUCACAUCUAGGGCAGUAGGAGAGAAAGAGCCAGAGUUAGAAACUCCCCAGACAGAGGUGGGGGAGAGUGAUGAGCAUAUUGAGGAAGAGUCAGUACCAAGAGCGGAAGUACCAGAACCAGUAGCACCUCCGGUGACGAAACCAAAGGCAGUCAAGAGGAAGUUGGUAUUGAAGCGCUAUCCGAGGGUAGAGAGGCUGAAGCCAGAGAGGGUAUCACAAAGAUGUCUCGGAAAGUGGGCAUCUAGCAAGGCGAACCCAAACACAGAGGCAGAUCCGGUGGAGAUCUUGAGUGAUGAGGAAAGGGCUACUCCCAUGAAACCUGGGGAGGAGUUUUUACCUACUACUGACUUAGAGGAUACUAGAACCCCACCAAGCCGCAGGGAACAGAGUGAUAGCGAAUACGCUAUCAGUGAAGAGUCGGACUCAGAUAGCGACAUAUCCUUGGAGAAUGAGGACUGCAGUGAGCAACAACUCCCGCGCGAUCAUCGGGAGCUAGUGCACCCCCCGGUAGAGAGACUGCGUUACCGGCGCUGGUCAGUAGACCUUACUGACAAUCUGGUGGAGGAAAUGAAGUUAUUCGACUCUAAGAAGCUACAAAAUGUCUUUGAUGGCAAGGAUGAAGGGAGUAAGCAGGAGUUGGGAAAGGGGAAGCUAGUGAGAGAAGCCGGACCGAGUGGCCACGGAGGCCGAACUAAUGAACCACGAGUAUCAGAGGAGGUAGUACCCGAGACAGAAGAAGCAGAGCAGAAAGAAGAAGCGGAACAAGAGGAAUCCGAGGAAGAACCAUCCAGAAACGAGGAAGAGGAUUUGGAAGAACCACCUGCACCAGUCCCUGCACCGAGGAGGAGCUGGAGAAACGCGUGA
Molecule: messenger RNA, 1431 nt
Organism: Salvia splendens (bonfire salvia)
Lineage: Eukaryota; Viridiplantae; Streptophyta; Magnoliopsida; Lamiales; Lamiaceae
Product: fibrous sheath CABYR-binding protein-like
Exons: 4
Coding region: 1-1431 (476 amino acids)
Source: RefSeq, a predicted model, not a curated record